GACCAGGGACCAGGACCAGGACAGUUGUUAGUUAUAGUCCGCUGUGACUGGGAGCACAGUGCCCAGGAAACUGUACAGUAACCCCAGCGUGAAGUCUUCUGUCGCUGCCAUGGAGAGUCCCGGGGAGUUUGCUGUCGGGAGCGGCAACGCAAACCACAAGCGACUCUCUCCCUGUUAAAUGUGACAGAUACGGUUUGAAGAAACUUAUUUCGCGGACUAUUUUGGUCAGUUUUUAAAACUCUUUCUGGGACUGUAGUUUACGUCUUAGUGUUGUGAAAACGCUAAAGAAAAAGUUGUUCCUCCACCCUGAGGGAGCCCCGGACGCCUCGGUCCUCCCUCCACCCAGCACCGGCAUGACCCUCGGCUCGGUGGCCGGCUCCGACGCCUCGUCGGCGGCCAGCUUCUGCUCGUGCUGCGGGGCGAAGAUGGUGCCCUACUUCAGCGAGGACGCGCUGGGCUCCAACAACCACAUGGACCAGCUCAUCAAUGAGAGCUUCCUCACAGUUAAAGGCGCCGCGCUCUUCCUCCCCAGGGGUAACAGCCCCACGCCAAACUCCACGCCUCGCAUCAGCCAGCGCAGGAACAAACACACAGGUGACCUCCAAAAGCAUCUCCAGACCAUGUUCACCGUGCUGCGUCCGGAGGACACCAUCCGACUGGCUGUGCGUCUGGAGAGCGCCUACCCUCAGGUAACCCGCUACAUGGUGGUGGUCUCCACCAACGGCAGGCAGGACACAGAGGAGAGCAUCGUGCUCGGCAUGGACUUUGCCUCUGCUGAUAGCUGCUGUACGGUGGGGCUGGUUCUACCUCUAUGGAGUGACACUCUGAUCCACCUGGACGGAGAUGGGGGCUUCAGCGUGUCCACGGUGAGCAGAGUCCACGUCUUCAAGCCCGUGUCCGUCCAGGCCAUGUGGUCCGCCCUGCAGUCGCUGCACAAGGCCUGCGAUGUGGCUCGCUGCCACAACUACUACCCGGGCAGCCUGUUCCUGACCUGGGUCAGCUACUACCAGAGCAGGAUCUCGUCCAACCAGUUCUGCAUCAACGAGUGGAACGCCAUGCAGGACGUGGAGUCGCAUCGUGCCAAUUCACCCGUCCUCUUCACGGACGUGCCCACGGAGAGAGAACGCACAGAGAGGCUUAUCAAGAUGCGCCUCAGAGAAAUCAUGAUGCAGAAGGACCUGGAGAACGUCACAUGCAAGGAGAUCAGAACAGAGCUGGAGAUGCAGAUGGUUUGUAACUUGAGGGAGUUUAAGGAGUUCAUCGACAACGAGAUGAUCGUCAUCCUGGGACAGAUGGACAGCCCCACGGAGAUCUUUGAGCACGUCUUUCUGGGCUCUGAGUGGAACGCCUCCAACCUGGAGGAGCUGCAGAAUAGCGGGGUGCGCUACAUCCUGAAUGUGACCAGGGAGAUCGACAACUUCUUCCCAGGAAUGUUUGAGUACCACAACAUCCGCGUGUACGACGAGGAGGCCACCAACCUGCUGGAGUACUGGAACGACACCUACAAGUUCAUCACCAAAGCCAAGAAGGCCGGCGCCAAGUGUCUGGUCCACUGUAAGAUGGGCGUGAGCCGCUCGGCCUCCACGGUGAUCGCCUACGCCAUGAAGGAGUACGGCUGGGAUCUGGACACGGCCUUGGACUACGUGAAGGAGAGGCGCGCCGUCACCAAGCCCAACCCGUCCUUCAUGAAGCAGCUGGAGGAGUACCAGGGGAUCCUGCUGGCCAGCAAACAACGGCACAACAAGCUGUGGCGCUCUCACUCCGCCGGCGACCUGUCGGACCGUCCCGAGUCCAUGUGCAAGUCCUCCCCUCCUUCCCUGGGCCGCUCUCACUCCCACAACAACAACGCCUCCUCCUCCCCCUCCUUACACCACUUCCUGGGAGUGGCCGUGCUGCAGGCGCUCGGGGCCGGACCCCGAGACUCCGGCAGCUCCACCUCGCUCUCCGGCAGCGCGGGGGGGUCCCCCGGGUCGGACUGUGAAGAGCCGGCCCCGUUCCUCCUCCCCAGACCGCGGGCGGCCACCGUCGUCCCCGAGGAGCGGCCGGACAACUCGGCCAGCGUGGCCGUCACGGUGCCCGCGGCCCUGCCGCACCCGCCGCCGUCCCUGCACAUCCUGCCUCCCACCCCCGAGCCGCGGCGCGCUCACAGGGGGGCGCUGUCCCUGGACCUGCAGGGGGUCGCCCCCCUCGCUCCCCUCGCUCCUCUCACUCUGGGCUCCAGCGACUCGGACUCGGUCAUGCCGUCGCUCUCCGACUCCGCCAGCGAACAGCCCAGCCCGCCCGGCCCCGAGACCCCCCCCACGCCGCUCAACGACGACAACAACAACCCCAGCGAGCUGCAGGCCGGCCGCCCCCUGGACAGCCGCGGCGAGGCCGACGGCUCGUCCAGCCACAGCACCGACAGCAUAGACUUCUUCAGCGCCAGGGAGAAGUUCCUGGGACUGGCGCAGGACGGGCCUCGGACCCCCGCAGACCAGCGGAGGGAGGGGGCCGCCGUCUGUGAGGAGGAGGAGCAGGGCAGUCAGGUGUGCCUGCAGCCCGGGGCCAGCCCGGACCAGACCCAUCUCCAUGACAACGGAAUAUCAGUCCGCCACAUCGUCACAGAGAUCGAAGCCAUCCACCAGUCUUCCUCUUCCCCCACUACUCCCUCCUCCACCUCGUCUCCAUCGCUCCCGUCCAGCCAACCGGAGGAGGCUGAGCCUCCUGAAGUCCCACCCUCACUCCCCCCGUCUCCGCCGGCGCUGCCGUGCGAGCGGCCCGUGGGCGCGGUGCGGCGGGCCACGGAGCAGCUGGAGCAGCGGAUGAAGCAGGAGCAGGAGCUGGCGUCCUGUCAGCGCUCGCCGCUGCACUCCCCCGGCACCGAGCAGCCCCCGGGAACGCUGUCGCCGUGUCCCCAAAGCCCAGAACCUCCUCCUCCACCGCGUUCACCGCCGCAGCUCGCAGAACUAAAGCUCACUCAGGGAGAGGACACGGCUGAUGCUGAAGCCAAAGAUGGAGGGAUGCACGCGGGGUCUCACACGGAGAUUCAAAGACUCGACGACUCGGUUAAAGACCACUUCCAUGAACCCUCACUCCCUCUUAAUUCAGAGAUCCUCCCAGAGCCCGCCAUGCCGCUCACAUCCGUAGACAGCCAUGCAGUGACGUCAUCACCGGACUCGUCUCUAGAUACCUCAGCCCGGCUGCACAGCCCCGGGCCCCGGCCCCAGGCCGCCUCUCAUCCAGCCCCGCUGCAGGAGUCUGACUCUGAUCCCGGCCCCCGGGGCGGCCGGCCGGGCUGCGGCCCGGGCUGCGACGCUCAGAGCCGGCUGGCUCGCAGCAGCCAGGAGCUGGAGCACAUCCAGCAGACGCUGCGGGAGCUGCAGGCCUUCCUGCAGGACGGCGUCGGCAUGGAGGCCACGGACGGGCCGGGGCAGAAGGAGGACAUGGACACGGAGCAGGAGCAGGGGCAGGAGAAGGGAGGCGGCUCUGAUCCGCCCCCUCCGGGCCCGGCGGCAGCUCAGCCGCUCCGGGAGACGCGAGACGGGAGGGGUCCGGUGGGGCCAGCGGGCUGGCACCGAGCCAUGGAGCUGGAGGCUCGCAUCCGCCAGGCCGGCCUCACCCCCCCGUCGCUCAUGAAGAGGUCGGCCUCCCUCGCUAAGCUGGACUGCCUGGAGCUGUCGGCGGACGACCUCAGCGACCUGGACCUGAGGACGCACACCAGGACCAGCUCCCACCGACACCACUCCCCCUCGUCCUCCCCGUCCCCGUCCCACUCCGACGACACCUGGAAGAAGCAGAAGGUGUUUCCUCAGAGCACCGGCUCGUCCUGCGACGACACGUCCUCGCCGCCGUCCCCCCGCCUCCCCUCCGCCGCCCACGAACACGCAGCGACUAAAGCGGAGCGGGACGAGCCGGACGGCAGCGGCGCGGCCGCUACGGCUACGGCCCGCCAGCAGGGACGGGGACACUCGGCCAGACGCUCUCGCAAAGCUUCGGCCGAGAAAAAACCACGAGCCGUCGCCCCGCUGUACAACACCAUGUGACACAGGGCGACGGACGCGGGUGAACGUGACUGGAGCCGCGCGCUCGCGUGAAAGAGUCUGCAUGAUGUGUGAAAGUGUAGCAGGUUAACUGUAAUUACCUCCAACGUAUGAGCUACGACUGGCCAACACAUGUCUGCACCUAAACCACUGGAUGUGUUACUGCAACUGGACAGUUAGUCAACAGCAAUAUUCUCGUCAUACAUAUAUAUAUGUGUGUGUGUGUGUGUAUUUAUAUAUAUAGAUAUAUAUAUAUACACACACUGAUAAAAACAUGUCAAAACUAAGACUGAAUGGUGCAUAUCACGCACUCCAUUAGGGUUUUCUUGUUGUUUUUUUUAAAGAAGCAUCUGUUUUCAGUGUGACCCUCUCUGCCUGUUCAACAUUUCUGAAACUACAACCAGAGGGGCUCUUUCUCAGAACAUGCACUUUACUGUUUUGAUGAUUUUUCUUUUAUUAUUUGGAGUCUUUCUUACGCUGCGGAGGAUUUUUUUUGUUGUCGUUUUUUUUUUUGCACUGUUGUCAGUAAAUUUGUCUGUGGUUUUGUCUCCGAAGCGCAAAUACAUGUCUUUAUUCAGAUUUCUAAUUAAACCAGGACAAAGCUGA
Cololabis saira (Pacific saury) is the source of this 4625-nucleotide messenger RNA. It is a transcript of the gene ssh2a, whose product is annotated as slingshot protein phosphatase 2a. Gene Ontology annotation, molecular function: actin binding; protein tyrosine/serine/threonine phosphatase activity. Gene Ontology annotation, biological process: protein dephosphorylation; actin cytoskeleton organization; negative regulation of actin filament polymerization. The transcript has 14 exons. Bases 354 to 4022 code for a protein of 1222 amino acids. The record is from RefSeq and is a predicted model, not a curated record. NCBI's taxonomy places the organism in Eukaryota, Metazoa, Chordata, Actinopteri, Beloniformes, Belonidae. Gene Ontology annotation, cellular component: cytoplasm.